This is a messenger RNA of Macadamia integrifolia, 896 nucleotides long. RefSeq lists its product as uncharacterized. The record is from RefSeq and is a predicted model, not a curated record. Lineage: Eukaryota; Viridiplantae; Streptophyta; Magnoliopsida; Proteales; Proteaceae. Bases 350 to 679 code for a protein of 109 amino acids. The transcript has 3 exons.
AAAAUGUGGACUGUGGGGUUGUCCAUGCCAUAGGCAAAAGUCUUAUCUUUGUCACCUUUACAAUAUAAUGACCUUUUCCCUUAUUGAGAGAGAAUGCUAAUUUCAAUAAUACAUUAAUUGUUCUAUCCCCAUCCAUUUACACUGUUCUCAACCACACUGAGAGGUCCAAAACUGCCCAAAAGAUGGGAGUUCUCAAUCAACAAAGCUGAAUUUGUUCCAAAAUCAUUUUCUACACUUCCUCUCUGAGUAGGUAAGCUAGUGAAUGAACCCAAAAACAGAGGCAGGCUUUUGGCUUUGUAUACUCAUGGACACAAACUUGCCAAGUGAAUGAACACAGAACAGCAAAACUAUGUCAUUCUUUGGUUGGGCUAAGAAGGAGCUUGUGAAAAUGGGAAUCUUCAAGUCGAAGAAGCUACUGCUGGGUCGAAGUAGCUUAGCAUUCGUCGAAUCCUUAAGCGUGCCUCUUCAGAUACAAGAAGUUGUUCUCUCAGCAGAUUUAGGAUGUGCUAAUUGCCAAAAGAGGGUAGCUCAUGCGAUCUCCAGGAUGGACAUGGCCACUGACUCCAUGGUGGUGGAUAUAUUAGAAAAGAAAGUGACACUCACAUGUGUAUCUGCCAUUAAAGGAUCUAAAAAGCAAGUUGCAAGUAUGUACAGAAAUUCACACCGCAACUUUGUUUAGCACAUCUAUUAAUUAAUACUUUUUCCAGCAAGGGCUGUGUAGUUCUUGUCCACCUCAGACCUUGCAUAUGCAAGAGUUUCGUGCAUCAGAUACACCUUAUAUUAUUGAUAAAAAUUAGAUGAAGUGUCCCUAAUGCCAACUUUGUACAUUUGUUUCUAACUUGCAGCAAAAUUAUUCUUGAAAUGCAUGUGUAACUAUUGUAUGGUUGCUUAAUGUC